Fusarium verticillioides 7600 is the source of this 354-nucleotide messenger RNA. RefSeq lists its product as hypothetical. The transcript is spliced from 2 exons. The record is from RefSeq and is a predicted model, not a curated record. Lineage: Eukaryota; Fungi; Ascomycota; Sordariomycetes; Hypocreales; Nectriaceae. The coding region runs from base 1 to 354 and encodes 117 amino acids.
AUGUAUAUCGCUAUUCUCAGCAACAAGUUCCCGAGGAAGAUUCCCAAGUUUGGUAUUUUCUUGCCCCCUAAGGCCGGUAUCAACAAGGCCAUCGUUGACUCAGUCGGGGAUGCCGUUGUCAAAGCCUACACCAGCCCACUACAUUAUGUCUUCUACGCUACUAUACCGUUCUCAUGCAUCAUGCUUGUCGCCGCUUUCGUGGGUCUAGACAUUAAACAGUUCUUGACGUACAAUGUUGCAAAAUGUCUCCAGGAUAAAAGCUUCCGUAAAUCCUCUACCAGUGCCAACGAAGUUGAGGUUCAGGCCAUGAAUGAAUGUCAUCCAGAUGAGGCUAGAGUGGCUUCAUAUGUGUAG